AGGACGCCUCUCACCUGGGGUCAAAGUCAGGGAAAAAACAUUCUCAGAUAGAGCGGGGAAGAAAAGAGGCCACAGAAGAUCUUUCAGUUCGAUGGGUGCUGACGGAAUGUAUGACAAGCUGGGAAUGAUCAACAUUCAGACUGGAUCAAACUGGGGCAGCCGGCAGAGCUGGUACCAGGAUACUGCUGUACAGGGACAACACAGCAAUGACAGCUGUCAGCAGCUGGACAGUGAAGGCCUUGGGGUGGGGCCAGGAAAUGAGGACCCAGAAGAGUCCCAGCUGCGCCUACAGCUGAAACGCAAGCUCCAGAGAAACAGGACCUCCUUCACACAAGAACAGAUUGAGGCUUUGGAGAAAGAGUUUGAGCGGACGCAUUAUCCUGAUGUGUUUGCCCGGGAGAGACUUGCUGCCAAAAUUGACCUGCCUGAGGCUCGCAUUCAAGUUUGGUUCUCAAAUCGCCGUGCUAAAUGGCGCCGUGAGGAGAAAUUAAGAAGCCAACGGCGUGCAGUAGGAGGAGCAUCAUCAGGGCACACUACCAUGAACACAUCCUACAAUUCCAGUGUUUAUCACUCCAUCAGUGCACAAGGUUCCAUUCUCAGUCGUAGUGACUCCUCUCUUUCUAACAGCUAUGGAACAUUAACCACAAUGCCUGUUUUUACCAUGGCCAACAACUUGCCUAUUCAGCCUGUCCCAUCUCAGACAUCAUCAUCAUAUUCUUGUAUGAUUCCUGCCAGCCCUUCUUCCUCAUCACGGAACUAUGAGUCCACAUUUAAUCCAUCGCAUCUGGGAACAGGAGCCUCAAGUGCCUCCACUGGUUUGAUUUCUCCUGGAGUGUCUGUUCCAGUGCAAGUCCCUGGCAGUGAGCACCAGGACCUGAGCCAAUACUGGCCAAGACUGCAAUGAACCUAGCUACUAUACCCUCAGAUCCAAAAGGACUUCUGGAAUCCCUGCCUUCAGCCAUCCAGAUUACAACCAAACAGAACCAACCUAAAUGUGAAUGAAAGCCAUUACAACUCUUCCAGUACUGCUCAGCAGGGAAUCUAGUUUUAUAUUAUAUAGCAUGGCAUAUCCACCUAAAAAAUACCUGGCAUAAGGUGUACACAUUGGACAUCAUUCAUCCCUUCUUAAUCUGGAGUAAAGAAAGAACCCUGAAAGAAGUAGUUUUUUAAUCCUGGCAUCUUCCUCCACGAGAUGAACCUUUGCUUCAGGCCUCCUAACAACUCUAGCCUCAAAGAGAUGAUACAAGCAAAUAGACUCUAACCUUGAAGUCAUUGACUAUAUGCUGCCCACUACCAACUGGGCCGGUUAUUCACAAAUGUACCAUUUAGUAGGCAACCUGUCACCAGCUUUCUCAGCUAGGGACCAUGUCACUCAAAAGGUCUUAGAGUCUUUUGACAACUUUACUUGGCUUUACCUUCCAUUUCAGAACUCAGGAGUUAAGAAGUAACUUGACUGUAGCCCAUAAGCUAUAUCUCUUCAAGUAGACAACUACUGUUCACCCAAUGUUAUAUAUAUAUAUAUAUAAAAUAAACAAAAUAUUACAGUUCCUGCUGACUAGUCCUGCUGUCAGAGUAGACAGCUAAUGAAGCUCACACUAUGGUUGCCCUCUCAUUGAGGUAGUUUUUCAAUCUCACGCUGAAAGAAGAGGAUGUUGAUGACACAUGCAAGGCUGUAACUGAAAUAUGGAUCUGAACACACCUUGUUAACCCUGUGUUGACUUCUUGCAACAAACGGCAAGGCAAAACAGUUACUAUGACUGGUCAGGAAUCCAACAAUUACACUUUUUUGCUUUAAUCUUUAUAUUAGGAGGGAUGCAAAUAUUAAUAUUAAUGGGUUUUACCUGACUAAUGAAAACAAAACCACAUACUGUACUUUUAUCUGCAACCUCAUGCUGUACAUUGAAAAUGUGAGCCAUGACAUUGAAGAUGUGGUAAUAGCAAUCCAUUUGUCCUCACAAUGUUUAUAAAUAUUAAUCUAAAUCAAAUAGAGACAACGGCGACCCUUUUUUGACACCUGCCUUGAUGCUGACACUGAAGCAAACAAAGUCUCAGAAUACUGAAUUCCCACCAUACUCUUCAGUCUUCUGAAAAAUAAGCUGUCAUAAUGCUUAUUUCUCAGUUGGAAAUAGAAAUGAAGGAUUAAAUUUGAAGCUUGUCCAUGGUCAUUUCCUUUACAUAAACAACACAGUUAAAUUGCUUGUUUUACAAAGCAUGCUUGGUAACCUCUUUGCCCUAUUGUCCAUCUUGUUAAUAGCUAUGUACGUCACCCUGUAUUUUUGCUGCUGGCUGCAGAUGCUGUUCUUUUAGGAUGCACCAGUCUUUUUUCAAAUUUAGCUGAGUGCUCAUGGAUGUUUUAUUUUGAUAAGCCCAUUUUUUCUUCCUAUCACUGUCCUUUCAGUUGUGUGUAAUGCCUGUUGCAAAAUUAUCAGAGAUCCACUGCGCAAUUUAUUAGAAACCUGAUGUCAUUUUAAUUUGAAAGGGUUCAUUUUGGUGGUCUACCAUUUGAUCAAUAAUGCAUGAUGUUUUAUAGACUAUCACACCGCUCAGAGUGUAUUAUUCAUAUACAGAAGCUGAUCCUUUCAAUUAAUGCCUAAUAUCCUGACACAACUCCAUCACUAUAUUUGGCCAAACAUUUUUUAAUUAACCUUUAACCAAUUACUUUGACAAUCACAGAGCUAUGUGAGUGCAACAGAGGGUGAACGUGAACACUGCUUUGCUACGUAUAUAGACUUCAGAAUGCAGUUGUGAUACCUUGAAUGUGUUUCCCCUCACUCCCUAAACCUCAUGUUCUAUAAACAUCCCCUGAUUAUUGUAUGUAAUUAUUACUGAAUAAAUAAUAAAUAAAUCUG
Polypterus senegalus (gray bichir) is the source of this 2849-nucleotide messenger RNA. RefSeq names its product paired box protein Pax-6-like. Gene Ontology annotation, biological process: anatomical structure development; regulation of transcription by RNA polymerase II. The coding region runs from base 92 to 904 and encodes 270 amino acids. Lineage: Eukaryota; Metazoa; Chordata; Cladistia; Polypteriformes; Polypteridae. The transcript is spliced from 8 exons. The record is from RefSeq and is a predicted model, not a curated record. Gene Ontology annotation, molecular function: RNA polymerase II cis-regulatory region sequence-specific DNA binding; DNA-binding transcription factor activity, RNA polymerase II-specific.